AUGGACGUCGAUACAGAGUUCGAGAACUUCACUUUGGACAUCAUUGUUACCAAUGUAACAGAAUGUUCUAUCCUUUUUCCUGCCGAAAACUGUACAACAAACUUUACCAAGAGAUGUACUGCGGAAAAUGUUACUGAAAACUCAAUAUUUUGCACUUCAGAGCUUGAACAUGCGCCAAAAUUUAUCAGAAACACUUUGAUACGUGUUGUCGUUUUAUCCGUCAUAGCACUUUUUGCUAUGGUUGGGAACAUCGCGACUCUCACGUCGAUAAAGAGGAAACUUGCAAAGCGAAAAUCGUCACUAUAUUGGCUUAUGGGAAACUUGGCCGUCGUGGACAUAAUGGUGACAAUCUUUUGCAUUGUGGCCGAAGCGAUUUGGACGUAUACUGUUGAGUGGAAGGCGGGAAACUUUGCUUGCAAAUUCAUGAAGUUCUUCCAAAUGUUCACCCUGUACUUAUCCACUUUCAUCCUGGUCAUCAUUGGAUUCGAUCGAUAUUCGGCUGUUAAGUUUCCCAUCCAUAAAGUCGACUCAGUUCGAAGAAGCAAGAAGUAUGUUCUAAUUGUUUGGAUACUGAGUGCCUUGUUCAGCAUUCCACAGGCUGUCAUUUUCCGUGUUGUGAGGGGGCCAUUUGUAGAAGAGUUUUACCAGUGUGUCACAUACGGCUUCUACACGGCCGAAUGGCAAGAACAGUUGUACACCACAACUAGCUUGGUGCUCAACUUUAUCCUCCCUCUGCUCAUUCUCACCUUCACUUACAGCUGCACUUUCUACACCAUUUCAAUCCAGAAGAGUUACCUGGUUUUGUCUAAACAACUGCAUUGUAGAGUUAGACUCAUGAAUGAAGCAGUUGUCUUGCUGAAAUAUUCACUGGUUCCGGCCAAUAAUUUUACAAAUGGAAGCAAUUGGAAAGAGAACACUUUCUCAGACUACCCAAAUGCAGCUAUGGACGAAGCCCGGCGAAACCUACUGAGAAAAGCGAAGAAUAAAGCUUUGAUGAUUACAGUGGUAAUCAUGGUGGCUUUCGUGGUUUGUUGGGCGCCUUAUUACACCACCAUGAUCAUCUUCAUCUUCUUGAAGCCAAAUGACGGUCUAAGUAAGGAUUUAGAAUCCGCCAUCUUCUUCUUUGGAAGUUCCACGGCCAUGAUCAAUCCAAUCAUAUACGGCGCUUUUCACUUGAAGAGAAAAACCGGGCGACGGGCUACAACCAAUAGUAGUGCUUCUUCCAGGGUUGAAAAUACGAUCACCCUGGUGGCUCUGAGAAGGCAUAAGAUAGUGUCGACUCAAGUACGAUUUGUGCCGCCAUCUUUUCCAACAGAAAAUUGUGGCAGGCAGUAUUCCAAGUUAGAUGGAAGCCAAGGACUCAUCAUGAAUUCUAGGAACGAGUCUAAUGGAGGCUUUGACGAGCAAAACUUAUAAAAUGCAACUUUAAGGAAUUUUCUGAGCUUUUUUCAUUCAAUUUUUCAUUUCCAUGCAUGUAUGUUUUACAAGAAACUCUUUGCUAAGACCAAAAUGUAUAAAUACCUACAGAUUCGUUUGGUGGAAAUGGUGAACUGCCGUGCAAGUCACAUUAAAGUAAAUGUCAAAAUAAAAAAAUAAUAAAGGAAAAUGAGUAAAACAUAAAAUAAAAUAUAAAUGCACCCCCUAAUGCGUGUUACAUGUACCACAAAAUAAGUUUUGGAGAGAAUGUUGAUGCAAAAAUGAGUAUACAAUAUACAUAUUCAUCAGCAGAUAAAAUUAAAUAAUUAAACAUUGUGUGUG
This is a messenger RNA of Uloborus diversus, 1758 nucleotides long. RefSeq names its product gonadotropin-releasing hormone receptor-like. The coding region runs from base 1 to 1416 and encodes 471 amino acids. Lineage: Eukaryota; Metazoa; Arthropoda; Arachnida; Araneae; Uloboridae. The record is from RefSeq and is a predicted model, not a curated record. Gene Ontology annotation, biological process: G protein-coupled receptor signaling pathway. Gene Ontology annotation, molecular function: G protein-coupled receptor activity; peptide binding. The transcript is spliced from 4 exons. Gene Ontology annotation, cellular component: membrane.